Micropterus dolomieu (smallmouth bass) is the source of this 4537-nucleotide messenger RNA. RefSeq lists its product as uncharacterized. Lineage: Eukaryota; Metazoa; Chordata; Actinopteri; Centrarchiformes; Centrarchidae. The record is from RefSeq and is a predicted model, not a curated record. Bases 953 to 3463 code for a protein of 836 amino acids. Gene Ontology annotation, molecular function: double-stranded RNA binding; single-stranded RNA binding. The transcript has 11 exons. Gene Ontology annotation, cellular component: precatalytic spliceosome.
GUUGGUGUCUUGUGUCUUGUCUUGGUGUCUGUCGUUGAAGUUACAUUCUUUUUUGAUGGAAUUGGAGUGUAACGUUAGCAGCAACUGAGAUUAAUUAACCCUUUAAAUUUUACCCUCGAGUGUCGGGGUCUUAACCAUGAAUAUAUAGAAAAGAGAUAUCUUAUUGGGCUGCAGGGGUGUCUACAAAGUACGUUAAGUAACUUAGGCCUAAGUUACAGUUAACGCUUGCUGACGCUAAUUUAUCUCUCUGCUUAUUGGGGUGCUGUGAUUUCAGCGACGCGGAAACACACGGAAUUUGAUAAAAGUGGAAUCAACUGUAAAAUGCGGUUUAAAGUUAUCUGCCAAAACGUUGAGGCAGUUCCUAUAGAAAUAGGAUUUUUUCCCUAGUUAUAUUUUUUUGAAGUGAACAGAAAAAACUGCAAUGUUUUGGUUAUUUACAGGCACGCUGCCUCUGGAUUUCAGCUCAACAGUAUGAUGAUAUUGCAGCGCCAUCUGGUGGCUACAGAUUAAUUUAGAGCCACUGUUACAAUAUUAGCCUCUGUGGUUAUUUUUAUUUCAAUGUAAGUGAAGGAGAAUCUAAUAUACAACUACAAUAAGGAUUAUAAGGACAUGUACGUACUUAUAAACACACACAGAACUAAACUCAGUCAAUCAAAGCUCACAUGAUUAUAAUAUGUCAAAAGUUUUCAAUAUACUAAUAGACUGGUGAAUCAAAAUCAGGAGGUAGACAUGAUAGAACUGUGUAAAUUAUGUUCAACUAUUUACACCAUCUCAGGUGUGACCAAAACUACAGCGACCCCCAGUGCAUGGAAGAAACACACAUGAUCAACAGUCCAACUCUCUGAGAUAGAAAGCUCAGUGCUGUCAAGAUACAUACAGUCCACAUCCUGAAGCAUGCUGGCUGGCUGUAUGCGUACACAACGUUGGCAUGUGUUGAUUCUACAACUGCAGCAUGCAGCCGGUUGGGUCACAGAAAGGAAUUUCUACCAAAAGCCAGCUGUUCGAUUCUCUGGAAGUGUAUUUGAACAACAAGAACAGACUGCAACCCAUUAUUGGCCUAGGCAGCAUUAUAGAAUGUAUGAAGGCGGGUGCACAAAACAAACAAGCACUGUACCUGUGUGAGGUGUGUGUGUGUCGACUUAGUAAAGCUGACAUGCGGAACCACAUUACGGGAAGUCUCCACAGAUACAACUACAUUAAAGCCUGGCAUCCCCACUUAGUGUCUGAAUGGAAGGACAAGUUCGACCUGUCCAAGCUGGCUUGGCCACUGAUGAAGAUGGCCAAGAUACUUGAGGAAAAAGAGGGACCUGGAGAUGUCCAGUUGUUAGAGGUUGAAGACGCCACAUACCAGAAGAUGGCAACACACACGGAGAAUAACGUGGUAACUCUGAUAAAUAUCUUAAGAUAUGGGCAGGGGCAGGGUAAACCUGAGAACCAUUCAGAGACCACAUCUGUGCUGUUCAAGCACAAUCCCAUCCAUCCGCAGAGGAUUGUAUUGCCUCCCCAGAACCAGCGGAGACAGUCCAAGAAAUCCCUCAGGACCUCAGCAGAGACUAACAAGCCUCCAUCUCUGAUACAGUCCACUUUGGAUUCUAUCAAGGCAGAAGACUGGUUAAGCAACAUGUCUGUAUCACUGUUGGACAAUACUCCGAUGUCAGCCGAACCCUCUGUGUUAUCAGAGAAGAGCAGCAGCUUCAUUGAUAGCUACACAGGAACUGAGCCCCUGAUUGGUCUUUUCCGCCUGGUUGAGUGUAGAGGUGAAGACGGCCACACAUACUGUUUUUUAUGUCACUGCUGCCGCAUCAAAUCCACCAAAAAGGACAUCAUCGAUCACCUAACCAGCUCUUCCCAUCUCAUGAACUACUUGAUGGAAAGUCAUCCUGAGCAGGUGGAUGUAAUGAUGGCAGAUAUUAAGGACAACGAUCAUAUUCUCCUGUCACUGGCCAAGAAAGUGGAGCAAGAGGAGGGAAGAGGAGAGCUGAAGGUAUCAUAUUUGCUCAUAUGCACACAUUAUCCAGCCUUGGUGAUGCUAGGUGUACCUAAAAAGGUCUCGAGUUCAUUUCUACUCCUAUGUCCAUCAAAAUGUUCAAACAUCUCAUGUUUCCAGGUGGUAAACGCACCAGAAUCCCUCUGUAUCCAACUGACUGGCAAAAGUUACCACUGGUGUAUAAAGAUGCUGUGUAAUGAUUGGACACAUACUAAAAUCCAAAAGGCCAAAAUAGCUGUCAAAGGGCCGAGUAUGAACAAGACUUCAAAUCAAGGCAUUCCAGAGAAAUGUGCAAAAAGGAGGAGAUCAAGGAGGAAGACGAGGAAAGUGAGUAAUACGGUGUUCAAGGUAAGCCUGCCUCUUACCAAAGGUGCAGUGCUGCUGGAGAGGACGUCUUUGAGUGUGGACAGCUUCCCUGUAUCAUCCGCAUACUCACCUUCAUUGGACUCGGAUCUCAUUCCCUUGCCAGAGUCUCAGUCAGAGGACUGUGAGGCUGGAUCAUUUGCAGUUAACCAUGCUGAACACACAUCAAUGGGUACAACCCCACAACUUCAGCAAGACCUCUAUAUUGGACAUGCAGGCGCUGGUCAGUACAUGGGGCCAGAAAUAACCUUCACAGUCAGACAAGAGGUGAAUGAAGAGGCAAAUGGUUACUUCAAUGACAAUCAGUACUUCAACCAGCCUGAAGACAUAACUGAGCCAAAAGACAAACGGUUUUAUGAGCCAAAUGAAUACAACAGACAGCACAAUUCUGAAGAAAGAUCAAGUAAAAGGUUUUACAAUGAGUGCCAAAAUGAAGGCCCACAGACACACAACAAGGGGCUGUCGGCUGCUGCGCCCCACACUCAGGACUGGUUAUCUUAUGACUCUUCCAGCAGAAUUGAGAAAGAUUACACUGAGCAGUGGUACAAUUCCGGCACAAGGGUAAAAGUGCCAAGAGAAGAGAGACCAAGAGAGACGAGUGCAGACGCAACUCAACAUUAUUACCAACAAUGGCCCCAAUAUCAGGACAUGACACAAGAGCAUACAAGUCUUUGGACAGGUGGUGUGGAGCAGCACACAGCAGGCGAAUUGGCGCCUCAUUUUGAUGCUGUUAGGAUUAACAUGCAUCCUCGCUUCGGAGAUUCCCUUGCUCACAGUUGCAGCAUUGCUCCAGAGCCUAGAGCACAGUUUCUUGAGAUUGAACAGAGACAAUUGCAAACAUACAUGGAGUUCACCAUUGGCCAUGUCCCGAUAGCUCCACAUAGUAAUAUGACACAAACUACGGCCCAUCAAGCCACCCAAGUAGGCCAUGUGGUGAUGUCUAACCCCAACUACAAUACUGGGCCAUGGACAAACCCUGACCAUCACCUUCCUCAUCCAGUCGGUGGCGGGGAUGGUCACGGUAUGUACCGGUCAAAUGCUUUUAUCCCACCUGGGCAAGCUCUGAAUUAUGGGGCCCACUCUGAUCCUAAUUUCAGAGCUACUGGUUUGUAAGGUUUGCUGACUUCAGGAAGUAAAGAUGGAACAAAAACUCCAUUAUGUUUACAUAAGACAAUUUGAAUUGUGCAUAUAUUGCCACACGACACUGAGACCAUGUUUCUACCCAAGAAACUGGUAGCCAUUGAAUAAAAUGGCACUUAGAUGGUCCAGCAUGAGCUCCACUCGGGCUGUGGCAUUUUUAAUGUUCUAAAAUAAACGUAUCUGGUUUCUGUCAGAAAUGGGAAUCUUCUAAUGGAGGGAUGUUUUGUCUGUAGUAAUACAACCUUCAUAGCCUCUGAGAUCAGUAUUAAACUUUCUCCCCUUUGAUUUUCAGUUAGAACAUUUAUUUUAUAUGACAAAGUAUUCUUUUAACAUGAAACUGACAAGGAUUUUACAUUUUAAUUCACCCAAAUCUGUAAACUGAUGAAAUUUACCAUUAAAUUGAAAUGAGCCUAGUUUGUGACAUUUCCUUGGAUGUGCUUUGACAUAUAGGUGUUGUAGGUGUUACGUCACAUGGUUACAUAUAAACAGGUAUUGCCUUCUGAUUUAAAAUGAAGGAUAUUUAAAAUUAUACUUUGUUUUUGUUAUCCAAGAAUUUAAAAGUGACUUUUUAUGCAAGCAGUAUUGGCUCAUUCAUUUAAAGGGAAAAGUACUAGAAUGUAAUCAUAUUUUUCUAGGUUUUACAUGUAUCCUAACUAAGUGAGGGUGAGAAACAUGCUCAGUAACAUUAAGCAUCAAACUAUGUGUAGCAGCAGGCAGUUUUUCUGUGAUAAAUACUUUGUAUUGGUUCAGAGAAACAGAAAUUACAAAACUUUCAAAUCACAAUGAGGCGGUGGUGUAGUUGUCACAUAUGUUGAAGUAACACCUACAUUUUCUGUUUCUUUUGGACCAUUUUGUUAUGUACAAGUUGGGCCUGAAUAACUCCAAAGAAUAAUCAACUGAAAUUCAAUUAAUGUGUGAUGGCUCACUUCAGGUUUGUGCUUGAGUGGAUUUUUUUUUUUGGCAGCUUUUGAAAGUAAAUGUAAUGAAACAACAAGGUCAAAUGUGCUGCUUGCUAUUUUAUUAUUGAAUAAAGAACUGCUGAUGUUA